AUGGUGGCCUCCCCACCAGGCAAGACACUGGCGGGUCUACGGAUAAGAAGAGAAGGAGUAGUGGUGUCAGCGGCAAGGCAAGGCGGUAACCGGAGUAGCGCCUCCGAAGCUAGUCUCCAAAGCUCCGGCUCGAAGCCAAACAAGGAGGCAGCUUCGGGUGCUCUGUCCAACCCACACAACAACUCGGCCGGUGAAUCUCUCCCCGGGCCUAAAUCAACCUUUCACGUCGGUGUCUGGGAAGACCGCAACCGAAAAUGCCGUCGUACCAUGGAAGACACUCACGCCUUCUUAUACAACUUCCUUGUUACACCACCCACAAAGGGCAAGGCAGACGCUGCCGACUCCGAUGAGGACGGCGCCGAGACUGACAAUGGCUACUUUGCUAUUUUCGACGGACACGCCGGAACUUUUGCCGCCGACUGGUGCGGUAAGAAGCUCCAUCUAAUCCUCGAAGAGAUUGUCCGCAAAAACCCGACGGCCCCCAUGCCCGAACUCUUGGACCAAACGUUUACUGCCGUAGACUCGCAGUUGGAAAAGCUACCACUGAAGAAUAGCGGCUGUACCGCUGCUAUCGCUGUCCUUCGUUGGGAGGAACGACCCCAGCCACCUCCUUCGGCCUCUUUAGUGGCCAAGCGGAUGUCUGCCGUGCCACCUGCCGGGGAUGGCCCCAAGGCAGACGAUACUAGUAACUCACGGCCCGACGGAACUGCUCCGGGAGAGGCCAAUAGCGCAAGGACCAAGGCCGCUUCGUCUCUAAGUAGAGUGUUAUAUACCGCCAACGUUGGCGAUGCCCGUAUCAUCCUCUGCCGCGCAGGCAAGGCACUCCGUCUUUCGUACGAUCACAAGGGAAGUGAUGAAAACGAAGGCCGGCGUAUCGCCAACGCUGGGGGUCUGAUACUCAAUAAUCGAGUCAACGGUGUGUUAGCCGUCACCCGUGCGCUCGGUGAUACGUAUAUCAAGGACCUGGUGACGGGCCAUCCGUAUACCACCGAGACAGUUAUACAGCCCGACGCAGAUGAGUUUAUCAUUAUUGCUUGCGAUGGUCUCUGGGACGUUUGCUCCGAUCAAGAAGCCGUGGAUCUCGUCCGCGAGAUCGAGGAUCCGAACGAAGCGGCCAAACUUUUAGUUCAGCAUGCCUUGAACCGAUUCAGCACAGACAACUUAUCCUACCCCGUGGGUCGCGACAGCGACGAGGCUGUGAACUCCUCGCCCGACAACGGCGGUGACAAUGCAGAGGAUGCCACGCCCACAGGUAGCUUUAAGCCGACCACUUUAGAAAGCACGGCGGAGGAGGAGCCCGGCGCGGUGGAGGAGGCAGAAGGCGAAGCUAAGCCCAAGGGUUAG
This is a messenger RNA of Parascedosporium putredinis, 1344 nucleotides long. NCBI's taxonomy places the organism in Eukaryota, Fungi, Ascomycota, Sordariomycetes, Microascales, Microascaceae. The record is from the annotation of a GenBank genome assembly.